Messenger RNA from Spirometra erinaceieuropaei, 616 nucleotides. The record is from the annotation of a GenBank genome assembly. Lineage: Eukaryota; Metazoa; Platyhelminthes; Cestoda; Diphyllobothriidea; Diphyllobothriidae.
AUGCCCUCGUCUGAGGUAACUGUUUAUGGCUUUAAGACACUUUCGCGUGCAGAUGUCAGUGGUUGAAAAAUCUUCUAAUGGAGAGGUGCAAAAACGGAACUCAAAAUAUGUCAGGUUGGAGUUGGGAGAACUGACGCCACAUAACAUAAAGCAGUUGCGGAUAAUCAAUCGCACAGUCUUCCCCGUUCUUUAUACCGAGAAGUUUUACACGGAUCUGCUGAAAAGGCCGAAAUUCUGUCGUCUAGCUUAUUUUAAUGAUAUCGUCGUUGGUGCCGUCUGCUACAGAAUCGAGAAUCCAACGGGUAAUGACAACUCUACCUCAAAGAAAUGCUACAUCAUGACCCUCGGAUGCUUGGCGCCCUAUCGUAGACAUGGGAUCGGAUCUAUGCUUUUGAAACAUGUCUUGCACAAAUGCAGAAGGAAUAGCCAAAUCAAAAGUGCCUAUUUGCAUGUUCAUAUCGAAAACGAAGAAGCUAUAAAGUUUUAUCAAAAGUUCGGUUUCGAGGUUGCCGGACGCGUUGAAUCGUACUACCACAGGCUCUCGCCACAGGAUGCCUUCAUUCUUGAAAAGCAAAUAGACCAUUCUGAGCCAGUUAGUUCUUCGGAUUCUGAAUAA